Juglans microcarpa x Juglans regia is the source of this 1619-nucleotide messenger RNA. RefSeq names its product metacaspase-1-like. Lineage: Eukaryota; Viridiplantae; Streptophyta; Magnoliopsida; Fagales; Juglandaceae. Gene Ontology annotation, molecular function: cysteine-type endopeptidase activity. The record is from RefSeq and is a predicted model, not a curated record. Gene Ontology annotation, biological process: proteolysis.
UAGCUUCUCAAAGCUUUGUUGUCUUCUACCAUAUUCCAAUUACUACCUUUCCUUUCGCUUGACCUUUCAACGGAAAUGUAGUAAGGUGCCUGUUGGCGUGUAGACUUCCUUCUUUCAUUUCUGCCAAAGUAGAUGUUAUUUUUGACAAUCGGAUAAAACACUUGACCCAUUUUCAAAUAGGCAUACCUUUCUUGCCGCCUAAGUAGGGUUUGAGCGCAUAAUUCCUGCAAGGUCUCUUCAUGCAUGUCCUCACGAAGGGUGCCAAAUACUCGACGAUUCUAAUUUAAUAUUAUAAGCUAAUUAUGGGAAAAAGUAAUUCCAUGAUCCCCGCCGCCACCAAAGAAUGCAAAGCCAUUAUACCCGGGCCGGCAAGUGUGGAGCUGGGACAUCAAAUCCGACAUGCAUUAUCAAAGACAAAGAGUAAUCUUCAUCAGUACUCAUUUGGAAAUGGCGGUAAUUCCGGUGAGGCACACGGAAUGAAGCGCGCACUUCUUUGUGUUACUUACCAGAACAAGAAAUACAGCCUCAAAGGAACUGUUAAUGAUGUGAGGAGAAUGAAACUUUUGUUGAUGCAACGCUUUGGUUAUCGUCGGGACUGUAUUCGUAUCCUCACAGAAGAUCAAGCUGAUAGUGAUUUUAUGCCGACGAAGAAGAAUAUACAAGACUCGUUGAAAUGGCUUGUGGAAGGUUCGGAAUCGGGAGAUUCAUUGGUGUUCUACUUCUCUGGACAUGGCUUACGUCAACCUGAUUUCAAUGACGAUGAGAAAGAUGGGUUCGAUGAAACUAUCUGUCCGGUUGAUUUUAUGCAGGAAGGGAUGAUCCUUGACAACGAGAUAAAUUCCACCAUUGUUCGUCCUCUCAAGAAGGGUAUCACUCUUCAUGCAAUUGUCGAUGCUUGUCAUAGUGGAACCGUUCUUGAUCUCGAGUAUAUAUACGACCCACACAAGGACAUUUGGAAUGACAACAAACCUCCAUCGAAAGCAGACAAAAGUACAAGCGGUGGAUUGGCGAUUUGCCUGAGUGCUUGUGGAGAUGAUGAGAUGGCUUCCGAUACCUCUGCUUUCACCGGAAAGGAAAUGACUGGUGCAAUGACUUACAUCUUGAUCCAUAUUGUUGUGAAUGUACCUGAAAUAACAUACGGAGGCCUGCUGAACCAAAUGCAUGAGUGUAUCGAACAAGUAAAUAAUAAAAGAUGUCUCAGGGUGCCGUGCUUACGGAAACUUUUCGGCCGCAGAAAAAUAGAGAAUCCUAUGCUGUCAUCGUCUCAAGAGUUCCCGGUUUACUCGAAGAAAUUUUUGCUGUGAAUCAUAUAUACGUGCUGAUGGGCGAAGAUCAGCUAGCUAGCUGGAUGCAUGCAUGCAGCCUUCAUUGCCUGAUCGAGCAUAAACUACUACUUUUAGCUUUUCUUCUAAUUCCCAGAUCAUGUCAGAUGAUCUCUGCUGAAUUUUCUCGAUGCACGAGUUGGAUCAAUAAGUAGGUUCUUCUACAACCAGAAUGAGGAAAGAAUAAUCAAAAUAAGCCGUAACAGAUUGGAGGGCGGGUCGGUCUAUCCAUCAAAGAAUACAUGUUGUAAUUGAUAUGGUUAAUUAUUUAUGAAAUAAACCCCUGCUUUUGAUUUU